Molecule: messenger RNA, 2250 nt
Organism: Symbiodinium sp. CCMP2592
Lineage: Eukaryota; Dinophyceae; Suessiales; Symbiodiniaceae
Source: the annotation of a GenBank genome assembly
AUGAUUGCUCGGAUGGGAGUUUCGGUCAUGAUCUUGGUGCUGGUCCUGAUCUUGCAGAUCUACCUCAUGGCGGAGCUGAAGGCCUUGGUGACCUCGGUGGCCGUGAAUCAGAUCCGCAGCGUCUACGAUCGCUACGAGAUCAUCAUGUACGGAAACGACACAGCCCGCAUGGCGCGCACCGCGAAUGGCUUUCACCGUGGAAGAGAGCCAUACUUCGAUCCGCAGAACUUUGAAAAGUUAGAUGAGGAGGACAAGGAGCAAGUGUGUCAGAUCCCAUUGUCGCAGCCGACCUUCUUCAUGACUCUACUCACGAUCUGGACUUUCACUGUUGUUGCCGACAUCCGCAAGGCAAUCGAUACGUGGGUGCGGAUUGUCCGUAUCACACCAACUAUCGACUCUAUGAAAGACUCCAUGGAGCAAGCCGAGGGUUCCGAUGAGGAGUUUGUCAUCAUCGGCUUGACAGCUCCCGUCAAGAUCACCCUGUCGAUUGUUCUCUUCCUUCCGCGCCUCGUGGUGGAUAUCUACCUGCUAUGGUUGGGCUGCCGCUGGCUUACUGCAACGCCGAGCUUUGAAGACGUCAUUCUCAAUGCUGUUGCCUUGGAGUUCAUCCUGGUGUUGAACAACGUGAUUUUUAGCACGGUGGUGCCUUUGCAGAGUGUCGUGGACACCCGCAACACGCAAAUCCUUCCUCGAGAGAAGGGUCCAUUUGCUUCCCUCCGAGCUGCUGAGACAGAGACUCGGCAAAAGAACGUGAAAGUCUAUUUCCUCGAGCCGAUGGCACAUGGUGCGAAGACUGAGAUCGUGGAUGUCGUGGCCGCAAAGCAGGAAGGGCCUCAGCCGGACCUGGCUGAAGGUCAAGGCACAGCACCGAAGGAUGGCAUCGAUCUGGAGAUGUCCCACAGCGAAGCAACAGAUGAUCUGGGAAAGCCAACUACAGAGCAGCCCCCUGUCCGGCUGAUGUGCCUGGUCAUGCUGAGCAUGUUCCAGGGCUACGCCUCCAUGGUGGGCCCCCUGCAGUCGGCCUACAAGCACAGACUGGGAAUCAGUACGGAUGGAACCGCAGCGGCGCAUGCUUUCACUCAGGCAGCUGUAGGCGUCCACUAUGGCAAGUUGAUCGCUCGCUUGGGUCACAACCUCGUUUUUGCAUGCCUUAGCCCGUGGACUCGGGUGGUGAUUGCGAUGUGCUUCAUGUUCCUGGGAGUGACAAUCCCAACUUUCCUAGUCUUCACCAUGGGCUGGGACUGGGUAGGUUCCGUGUUCAUUGCUUACAUGCUCUCCGGCCUAGGGCUUGGAAUUUUUGAGGUGACCUUCCUUAGUGUCAUCACGCCUUUGGGAAGGGCCACAAAGGCAUGGGCAAUUGUGGGCUGCCCGAUGGGUUUCGCAACCAUCAAUAUCCUCGGCCUUACGGCGAGCUCCUUCGGUGUCGAAAUGGUGUACAUCUUCUACUACAUCCUGGCCUGCCUGCCGAUUGGCCUGGCCCUCUUCUGCCGCCUCGCACCUCGUGGCAGCACCGAGCUGAAGACGGCUAACUUUGGCGCAUCCCUGCUGCAGGCCAGGCGAUGGAUGCCAGGCAUGAUUCCGUUCUUUGCGGCACAGUUCCUCAGCCACUUUGCCAUGGAGAAUUGGCCAGCCAUCUUCUACAUGUUCCAUCCUCCCAUGGUGCCUCUCUUUGAUCCUCAUAGUGAGCAGCACCUCAUGAAAUGGGGCCAGUUCUUCGCUGUGACUUAUGUCUUCAUCUUCCUGGGUGAUUCCAUUAGCCGUCGCAUCGCUAUCUACAUAUCCACUCCCAGCCUGCUUCGGCGCCUAGCGUACUUGGGAGUGGCGAUGGCAUUGAUCGGCAUAGGUUUGUACCUGGAGUCGCUUGCCAUUGCCAUUGUCAUCCCCCUAGCAAUCUUCCUUGUGUUCUGGGGGAAUGGUACCAUCUAUGGUCUGACAGCCAACCACGUAGACAAGCACAUUCCAAGUGAGCACAACUUGGCGUCAUACUCUUUCUGGUGCUUCGUCGGUGACUUGGGCGCAAUUCUGGGAGGAAUUCUGGUGGACAACACCCACGAGGUGCAACCGACGGCCAAGAGCGUGCUGGCAGCUUUCGCAUGGGGAAUCGGAUCUAUGAUUUGGGUCCUGCUGUACAUGUACUUGCUGCAGGCCGUGUUGCCCCAGUAUCGUUGGGAUGUUCGCGAUGUUUGCAUUGAGUUCCUCGAAACGAAGACCGUGGGCGGCCCCUUCGAUCCUCGUUGGAAGCCGUCCUGA